Ilex paraguariensis (yerba mate) is the source of this 1400-nucleotide messenger RNA. NCBI's taxonomy places the organism in Eukaryota, Viridiplantae, Streptophyta, Magnoliopsida, Aquifoliales, Aquifoliaceae. The record is from the annotation of a GenBank genome assembly.
AUAUCUCGAGGACAACUAUGCUGUAAACUUGAAGAUUGUAUUUUUGCCUUUACUGGCAUUUGAAACAGCAAUCUUGAUUGAUAACGUCAGGAUGUGUAGGGCUCUAAUGCCUGGGGAUGAAGAUACCAUGAGUGAUGAAGCGAUAUGGGAGACACUUCCUCACUUCUGGGUUGCAAUCUCCAUGGUCUUCUUCAUUGCUGCAACUACAUUCACUCUUCUAAAGCUAAGCGGUGAUGUAGCUGCUCUUGGUUGGUGGGACUUAUUUAUUAAUUACGGCGUUGCAGAAUGCUUUGCCUUUCUUAUUUGCACAAAUUGGUUUAAUCCUGCAAUUCAUAGGCAUUCUCGUCUUAGAGCAACUGUUUCAUCUUCGAUGCCUAUUAGAUAUCUUGACUGGAAUAGUGGCUUAGUAGUGUCAUCAGAUGAAGAUCAUCAGCAUGGUAGAAUAUGCAGCUUGGCUGACAUUGGUGGGCACAUUAUGAAAAUUCCAAUACUCUGUUUUCAGAUCCUUCUUUUUAUGUAUUUAGAGGGAACACCACCUAGCGCUAGACACAUUCGAAUGCCAGUUCUAUUUUCUCCUCUUUUCUUGCUGCAGGGAGCUGGUGUUUUGUUUGCUAUAUGUAAAUUUGUGGAGAAAGUUAUUCUUUUAGUAAAUUCUGGAGCAGUUACAGGGAGUUAUUUUAGAAUACUAUCAAGAGCUUAUGAUCUUUUUGGAUUUAUGCACCAUGGAUCAAGAUUGCUGGGUUGGUGGUCAAUUGACGAAGGAAGUCGUGAGGAACAUGCCCGACUUUGUUAUGCUGGUGCUUCGGGGUACAACACUUUUUCACCUGACAUUGUAAAGAAAAUGCCCAAAGCUGAUCUAACUGAGGAGAUUUGGAGAUUACAAGCAGCACUCAGUGAGCAAACAGAGAUCACAAAGAUUAGCCAGGAGGAGUGUGAGAGGCUUCAAAAUGAAAAGAUCCUGUGUAGGGUUUGCUUUGAAGAACAGAUAAAUGUUGUGUUGCUCCCUUGUAGGCAUCACAUCCUUUGCAGCUCCUGCUGUGAGAAGUGUAAAAGGUGCCCCAUCUGCCGUGUUGCUAUUGAGGAGCGCUUGCCUGUAUAUGAUGCCUAGUACCUAUCACCAUUCGCUUCAAGGUUUAGCCUGAAAUAGGAGCUUCCUCUCAUUAUAGAACCUCAACUGCUGCUUAUGACUGUCAACUGUAAGUAAAGCAAGCAUCGAUAAGUUGGUGAAUGCAGUUUUUCCAAGUCAUGUCACCAUGUGUACAGUAUAAUACAAGAAUUUGUAUACAUACUAGUACUCAUCUUGCUGUACACUAUUUUACUUCUUAUAUAAAGUUGUACAUAUAUGUGCGUUUACAAGAUUGUAAACUAAAGCAGGGUUCGAUGAAAAUAGCAGGUGCUGG